UAUAUAUAUAUAAAUAUAACCUCUCAUUUUGGUUCUUACACCAUUAACAAAAACUCUCACAUACACUUAAUCUCAUCUUCACAGAACAAAAAUGGCAUCCAAUGGAGUUGAACUUGAAAUCACUGAGCUCCGAUUAGGGCUUCCGGGGAGUGGCGGUUGCCGUACCUCAAGUUCAAAAAAUGAGAAGAAAAGGGUUUUCUGUGAGAGUAGCAGUACCAACAAUGAUGGCGGUGACCAACCAUUCCCAAAAAGGAAUCAGGUUGUUGGGUGGCCGCCGGUUUGCUCUCAUCGAAGAAGGAGUAGUGGUAGCGGUAACAAUAAAGAUCUAUCUGAAACCGAAACUCCCAAGAUUUAUGUGAAGAUAAGUAUGGAUGGUGCUCCUUAUCUUAGAAAAGUUGAUCUUGGAAGUCAUAAAGGGUAUUCAGAUCUUGUGGUGGCGAUGGAGAAUUUGUUCGGCUCGGCACUCGGAUGCUCCGACUUUGUGCUGAUCUACGAAGAUCGGGAUGGCGAUUGGAUGCUCGUCGGUGAUGUACCAUGGAAUAUGUUUGUUGAAUCUUGCAAGAGAUUGAGAAUAAUGAAGAGAACGGAAGUUAAAGGAUUUGAGAUUCAUGUCCCAUCUGAAACCCUAAGUAGUAGUUCUUCAAAGGAACUAUAAAAAUUUUAUUUUUAUUUU
Cucumis sativus (cucumber) is the source of this 673-nucleotide messenger RNA. Its product is annotated as auxin-induced protein 22A. Gene Ontology annotation, cellular component: nucleus. Gene Ontology annotation, biological process: regulation of DNA-templated transcription. NCBI's taxonomy places the organism in Eukaryota, Viridiplantae, Streptophyta, Magnoliopsida, Cucurbitales, Cucurbitaceae. Gene Ontology annotation, molecular function: protein binding. The record is from RefSeq and is a predicted model, not a curated record. The transcript has a single exon. The coding region runs from base 92 to 655 and encodes 187 amino acids.